AUGUCUUCGCAACGUCAAUUAAACGGUUGGCUGCUAUCCGUGCUGAUGGCCAGUAAUUACAUCUUACUUACAAUUGCUUAUCCGCAGAAUGAAAUCUACUCAAAACGUUUACAAUCUUUGAAUGGCUAUAGUAGUAGUAAUCAAGAAUUUUCUCCUGUAUAUAAACACGAUGAAUCUCAGGAAACUGGUCGAAAAUUGGCUGUCAAACCGAAUGCUUCUAAGAAAGUUGCUUUAGAUGACAUAGAUGCAGAUCUUGAUACGAAUCAAAUACAAGAAGCGCCUAAUGGUUUCUCGUGGUCUAACAUGUUAUCAACAUUUUUGAAUAUGUUCUUUUCGGGCGGCAAUAUAGCGCCAUCAAAAUCGGAUGACAUUGAAAAUUCUGGCGGUUUUGCCGGUUCACCGUGGGCCAAUGUCAUUUCAAUGGGUUUGAAAAUCAUUAACGCAUUGUUGGGAGGCGGUGCACCAAGCGAUGGCAUCGAUAAAGUAGAUAACGGCGGCUCUCCUAUGCAGGGCAUCUUAGCGGCUGUACUUUCAUCAGUACUGGGCACAAAAGAUCCAGAGCAAGUGAAUUCAAUGGCCAAGCAAGCCGGAGAGUUCAUACAAAUCGUUAUGAACUUGUUGGAUGCUUUGAAAACAUCGUUCUCGCAUCGUUCAUUGACUGCACGUUCGUUGGGAAAACGCGAUUCUGUAAGUGACGCUGCUGUUGCCGGCAUCUCUAUGUUAAAGGGCUAUGUACGCACCUAUCGUAAUACAGACGAACAAUGCCUGCAACGUUAUAUGUGUGAAGCUAAUAACGAAUGCAUUCGAGAAAUUGGCGGAUCAAGUAUAUUCUGUCAAUUAGGAUCUUAUGCUACCAGUUACUUGUUGGACCGGACUAGUGAUAGUAAAUUUGAAAAUAUCUAUGAUGCUGGACGAAGGGGGCGUUCUGGACUCGAUUGCAGUCAAUUAUAUUUGGAAUGCAAUGAAGUUUAAUAUCAAAAUUCAUUAAUUCUUUAGGUUAAAAUUAAGAUAUUUAGCAAAAAAAAAACGAAAAAAAACAGAAGGAUUUAUAGACUGCCUUCAGCCUAUCUAAUUAUUUCAUAUUUAUCCUCUUUACAUACACA
This is a messenger RNA of Glossina fuscipes, 1103 nucleotides long. RefSeq lists its product as uncharacterized. Bases 1 to 972 code for a protein of 323 amino acids. NCBI's taxonomy places the organism in Eukaryota, Metazoa, Arthropoda, Insecta, Diptera, Glossinidae. The transcript is spliced from 5 exons. The record is from RefSeq and is a predicted model, not a curated record.